Blepharisma stoltei is the source of this 669-nucleotide messenger RNA. NCBI's taxonomy places the organism in Eukaryota, Ciliophora, Heterotrichea, Heterotrichida, Blepharismidae. The record is from the annotation of a GenBank genome assembly.
AUGCUGGCUCGACAAGCACGUAUGCUGAUCCGUCCAAUGUUCAACACUCUUAGAUGUUUUGCAUCUCUUUCUAACAAGCGCCUCGCCAAGGCACUUGAAAAAGAAGUUGAAUACGAGCAAGAACAAUAUAAGAUUGAUGAUAGCGUCGGACCUUUCCUCUCACAGAGUGGAUUCGAGCUAGCAGAUGUUGAAAAUGAUACCCAGAUAAUCUUAAAGAAGAGAACUGAUGAUGCCGAAGUAGAAGUCACAUUCAAUGCAAGAGCUCCUCAGGAGGAACCUGAGCCUCAAGAAGGCCAAGAAGGACAAGAAGAGCAAGAAGGCCAUCCAGGGACCUAUGUUGAUUUCCAAGUCAUGGUCAAAAAGGUUGAUACUGAUAGAGGCCUCAUCUUCGAGUGCAGCUCUAUUGACUCAGAGAUCAGCGUAAACAAUGUAGUUUAUAGUGAAGACUUAAAGAACACUGACAGAGAGUCAUCAUUUAUCAGCAGAGGAAUCUACAGAGGCCCUGACUUCACAACACUUGAUGAAAAAGUACAAAAUUCAUUUGUUGACUAUCUUAAGAGCUUCGGUAUUAACGACGACAUGGCGAUCUUUAUUGAAACCUACUCAUUGGAUAAGGAGCAUAGAUUAUAUAUGGAGUGGCUGAGAAGAGUUAAGGGCUUCGUAAGCUAA